Molecule: messenger RNA, 980 nt
Organism: Canis lupus familiaris (dog)
Lineage: Eukaryota; Metazoa; Chordata; Mammalia; Carnivora; Canidae
Gene: AK1
Product: adenylate kinase 1
Exons: 6
Coding region: 64-696 (210 amino acids)
Biological process (GO): nucleoside triphosphate biosynthetic process; ATP metabolic process
Cellular component (GO): cytosol; cytoplasm
Molecular function (GO): nucleoside diphosphate kinase activity; ATP binding; AMP kinase activity
Source: RefSeq, marked provisional
GCGGGCAAUGGGCAGGCCCAGGGUCUGGGAGGGGAAGGCUAGGGGACACGGGAGAACAGGACCAUGGGUGCCUGCUGCUCCAGAAACCACCGCAACGUGGAAGACUCUAAGGCCAGAGAGAAGCUGAAGAAAACCAAAAUCAUCUUUGUGGUGGGAGGGCCCGGCUCAGGGAAGGGCACCCAGUGUGAGAAGAUUGUGCAGAAGUACGGCUACACCCACCUCUCCACCGGGGACCUCCUGAGGGCCGAGGUCAGCUCAGGCUCGGCCAGGGGCAAGAUGCUGUCGGAAAUCAUGGAGAAGGGGCAGCUGGUGCCACUGGAGACAGUGCUGGACAUGCUCCGAGAUGCCAUGGUGGCCAAGGUAGAUACUUCCAAAGGCUUCCUGAUCGAUGGCUACCCUCGGGAGGUACAGCAGGGAGAGGAGUUUGAGCGGAGGAUUGGACAGCCCACGCUGCUGCUGUAUGUGGACGCAGGCCCAGAGACCAUGACCCAGCGGCUCCUGAAGCGUGGAGAGACCAGCGGGCGAGUGGAUGACAAUGAGGAGACCAUCAAGAAGCGGUUGGAGACCUACUACAAGGCCACAGAACCUGUCAUUGCCUUUUAUGAGAAACGUGGCAUCGUACGCAAGGUCAAUGCUGAAGGCUCCGUGGACAAUGUCUUCUCCCAAGUCUGCACCCACCUGGAUGCCCUCAAGUAGCAGUCCCAGAGCCCCUUCCCCAGCCGAGCCCCGCCCCACCCCUGUCCUGCCUGAGGCUGUCCUGGCCUGGGCUCAGCGCCUCCACCCUGCCCGGCUGGAGCACAGACAGAGGAAGCCACUUUAUCCUGUUUUCAUGGACAGCCAAGCACUAAAGGAAUUUCCAAGGACAUUCGGUCUUAUUCCUUUUUCUUUGCUUUCACUGGAGUUGAUCCACACGGGAUGGCCUCUCCUAGUCCCUCACCCUCCCGGGCUCCCUCGGGCCCCUCAGCCCACCUUGGCCAGCU